AUACAGGGAAAUGAGUGCACCAAUACGAGAACAGACACCGACAUCUCCGCUUCCGUGACUGGAGAGAAGUUUCCCCCCAACUUUUGGGAAGGAAAGUUUGUUUGUGGCGCGCGGGGGGAGAGUGGGGGGAGGCGAGCGAGCUACGAUGGACGAGGUCUGGCAGUAUCAGUUCCGCAUUAUACUGCUGGGCGACUCCACCGUGGGCAAGUCGUCGCUGCUCAAGUGUUUCACCGGCGGCACCUUCAGCGAGGUGCAGGAUCCCACGGUGGGGGUCGACUUCUACGCCCGCACGCUGGAAGUGGAGCCUGGUUGUCGGAUCAAACUUCAGCUGUGGGACACGGCGGGUCAGGAGCGCUUCAGGUCCAUCACCCGCUCCUACUUCCGCAACUCGGUGGGGGGUCUGCUGCUGUUCGACGUGACCAACCGCCACUCGUUUGAGAACGUCCGUGAGUGGCUGAAGGAGGUGGACGCCCACGUGUUCCCCAACAAGACCAUCUUCGUGCUGGUGGGCCACAAGAGUGACCUGGUGGAGGAGCGGCAGGUGUCGCGGGGUGAGGCCGAGGCGCUGGCCGCUGCCCUGGGACUGAACUACCUGGAGACGUCGGCCAAGAACAGCAGCAACGUGGAGGAGGCUUUCACCAAGCUGACCGCCUGCAUCUACCAGUCGAUGAAGGAGGGCGACAUCGCGCUGGAGGACGGCUGGGACGGAGUCAAACGCGGAUUCAACCCGACCGCCGUGGACCGGGCCAAGGACGAAAAGACCAGUGACUGCAGCUGCUGACUUGAACGGCGGAGUAGACCUGAUGGGCCGAAUGGCCUAAUUCUGCUCCGAUAACUUUCUUUCAGACUAAACCUUCCGUGGGGUUCAGGGUCGAACCUGAACAUCACUUAUCCGAGUCCUCCACGGAUGCUGUCUGACCAGCUGCGUUACUCCACCACUUUGUGUCCUUCAAUAUAAAUCAGUCACUAGUAACAUGUGCGACUUCAUCGACAAUAAACUGUACAGCAAGCUUAGUUUAGAUAGUGUGGGAAACAUAGAAACAUAGAAAAUAGGUGCAGGAGUAGGCCAUUCGGCCCUUCGAGCCUGCACCAUUCGCCAUUCAAUAUGAUCACGGCUGAUCAUCCAACUCAGUAUCUUGUACCUGCCUUCUCUCCAUACCCCCUGAUCCCUUUAGCCACAAGGGCCACAUCUAACUCCCUCUUAAAUAUAAUCAAUGAACUGUGGCCUCAACUACCUUCUGUGGCAGAGAAUUCCAGAGAUUCACCACUCUCUGUGUGAAAAAUGUUUUUCUCAUCUUUUCUAUAUGUUUCUAUAAGAUCCUCCUCGUCCUUCCAGUGAAUGCAAGCUUCUCUCCAGAGAUGCUGCCUGACCCGCUGAGUUUACGCCAGCAUAUUUUUUUUUCAAAUAGAUGUGUCUGUCUUUCAUACAUUGAGGAAACCAGGCCGAAGAAGGAUUGGUUGGUGAGAAUGUAAACAGGAGGCAGAAUACUGGGUCUAGCAGCCAAUUGUGUGAACACAUUAUACGUCUAGCGUAGAUCAUCCAACUCAGUGUCCUGUACCUGCCUUCUCUCCAUACCCCCUGAUCCCUUUAGCCACAGAGGUCACAUCUAACUCCCUCUUAAAUAUAACCAAUGAACUGUGGCCUCAACUAGUUUCUGUGGCAGAGAAUUCCACAGAUUCACCACUCUCUGUGUGAAAAAGUGUUUUUCUCAUCUCAGUCCUAAAGGAUUUCCCCUUUAUCCUUAAUACUUCAUCGACAAUAAACUGUACAGCAAGCUUAGUUUAGUUUAGAGAGACAGUGUGGGAACAACCUCUUCGACCCACCGAUCCUCACACACAAAAUCUACCCUACACAUUAGGGACAAUUUACAGAAGUAAAUUCAUCUGCAGGUCUUUGGGAUGUGGGAGGAAACCGGAGCACCCGGAGAAAUCCCACGCAGUCGCAGGGAGACAGUGUGGGAUUUGCCACCAUUUCCCCAUAUGUUUUUAUGAGCUUCACUGUGACAAUUUUAACCGUAUCUAUUUAGAAUAUAGAACAGCACAGCAACGGGCCAUUUGGGCCACGAGUUAUUACAUCGGAUGGAAGCUUCAUACCAAAUCUCGUUGUACCUCUGUGCAAUGACAAUAAAAGAUAUUAUUAUUAAUAUUAUUAUUAUUAGUAUUAUUACAAGGUCUGUGCCAAACAUGCUGCCAAGACUAACACAUCUGCAUGCAUAUAAUCCAUAUCCUUAUCAUUUUUUUCCCAUCACGUCCCAAUUUUUUUCAGUUUAGUUUAGAGAUACAGCGUGGAAACAGACCCACCGAGCCCGCACUGACCAGCAAACCCCGCACAUUAACACUGUCGUACACACACUAGAGACAAUGUUUUUACAUUUAUGCCAAGCCUAUAGACCUGCACGUCUUUGGAGUGCAGGAGGUAAACCAAAGAUCUCGGAGAAAACCCACGCUGGUCUCGGGGAGAAGGUACAAACUCCGUACAGACAGCACCCGUAGUCGGGAUCGAACCCGGGUCUCUGCCGCUGUAAGGCAGCAACUCUACCACUGCGCCAUUAUGCUGCCCUCUUGUUCUUCAAAUAAAAACUCCAGAGAGU
Molecule: messenger RNA, 2591 nt
Organism: Leucoraja erinaceus (little skate)
Lineage: Eukaryota; Metazoa; Chordata; Chondrichthyes; Rajiformes; Rajidae
Product: ras-related protein Rab-39B-like
Exons: 2
Coding region: 146-781 (211 amino acids)
Cellular component (GO): Golgi membrane
Molecular function (GO): GTPase activity; GTP binding
Source: RefSeq, a predicted model, not a curated record